CUUCGCCCGGCUGGGUUCGCUAUGUCAGCAUGAGCUGGAGUCCCUCCUCGGCCGGCCGACUCGCCGCUGGGCCGGCGCAGAGGAUGGCUUGGCACGGCAUGGAUGGAGCGCGCAGCAGGGCGCCAUGGCGCAGAGCUGAAAGCCUCGCGGCAACGCAGCUGGCACCAGGUGUUGCAUUUGCUGGAAGCCCGGUUUUUGUCUGAUGGCAUUGUGGCGAUUUCUGCUGCGAUCAGCGCCUGCGAGCAGAUUUCGGAGUGGGGGUUGGCCCUUCACUUGUUCCAGGUGGCAUUGAAGAAGCAUGUGCAGAGCGACGUGAUUGCUUACAGCCUGGCCAUCAAGGCAUGCCGAAAGGGCGCCCAAUGGCACCUGGCCCUGAGCUUUCUGGCUGACAUGGCAGCAGGCGGCACCCGGUUGGAUGGCAUCGUCCAGAGCGCGGCAAUGAGCUCUUGCGAGGUCCCCCGCUGGGAGUUUGCCCUUGGCAUUUUUCAAGGCUUGCAGAGUUCGAACAUGGCAGAUGCUGUGGCUACCACUUCGGCGGUGAGAGCCGCAAAUGCCUGGCCCCUUGCAGUGCAGUACCUCCACAACCUGGCGCUUCACCGCCUACGGGCCGAUGCCGUGCUGCGCCAGGCCGCGCUCGCCGCCUUUGGGCGGACGGAGGCGGAGUUGGUCUGGGAGCAGAUGCUUCGGCUGGCGCAGGCGCUGCCGGAGCGCGUGGAUGCCAUCGGCAGAAGUCGGCAGUGGCAGUCCAUGCUGGCGCUGGACUUCGAUCGCUUCGUCACGCGCGGCGCGUGCAAGGCUCCGAGCUCGGUGGACACCUCGCGAAGGACGUCUGGCGCGGUGCUGCUGACCACCGCUGCCAUGGCCGUGGCGGCGGAGGCGAAGAAGUGGCGGGUGGCAGUGGCCUUGGCCUGGGGCCUUCACCGCCGGCGCCUGCAGCCCACGGUGGUGACGUUGGGCACGGCGCUCAGCGCCUGCGCAAAGGCGGCCAGGUGGCGGCAGGCCAUCCAGCUGCUGGCAGACCUGGAGGUGUUGUCUUUGGUGCCCAACAUCAUCAUCUACAACUCGGCCAUCAGCGCCUGUGAGAAGGCGGGGCAGUGGCAGCUGGCGCUGGCCGUGCUCCGCCAAACCCAGCGCCUGCGCUUGCGCCAGGACAGCAUCACCUUCAACGCGGCCAUCAGCGCCUGCGAGAAGCGCCGGCGCUGGCAAGAAGCCUUGCUGCUCUUGGCGGAGCUGCUGGAGGAGGCGAGUCCCGACCUCACCAGCUUCAAUGCCGCCAUCAGCGCCUGCGAGAAGAGUGGGGAGUGGCAGCUUGCCCUGCAGCUGCUGAUGACCUGCCGCGGCCGCGGGCUGGGGGAUGUAAUCACCUACAACGCAGCCAUCAGCGCCUGCGAGAAGUGCGGAUGCUGGCAGCAGGCUCUGGCACUGCUGGCGGCGUUGGAGGCGCAAGGCUUGCAGGGCACCGUGGUCACCAUCUCCGCGGCCAUCAGUGCCUGCGAGAAGGGCAACGCCUGGGUGUGGGCCAUGGAGCUGCUGGCGCGGUGCGGGCCUAUGGGGCUGCAGAAGAAUAUCAUCACCUACAGCGCUGCCAUCAGCUGUGCCACCUGGAGGA
Molecule: messenger RNA, 1609 nt
Organism: Effrenium voratum
Lineage: Eukaryota; Dinophyceae; Suessiales; Symbiodiniaceae
Source: the annotation of a GenBank genome assembly